GUUGUUAUCACAGCCCCAAACUCUCACGGCCGCCAUGAUUCUUGUUUGCUUUCAGUGAGAAACAGCGGAUACAAAGUGGAGCAGAAACAAAGGAAACGCGCAGUCGGCUUCGUGAACUGGUAUGGUCUUACAGUAUUACAGGGAUGCCCAAGGAAAAAUAUGAUCCGCCAGAUCCAAGGCGGAUGUACACUAUAAUGUCAAGUGAGGAGGCAGCUAGUGGGAAGAAGUCAUACUGGGCCGAACUGGAGAUCAGUGGCAAAGUGAGGAGCCUGAGCACAGCAUUGUGGUCUCUUACCCAUCUGACUGCUUUGCACAUCAGCGACAACUCGCUCUCGCGUAUCCCUCCGGACAUUGCCAAACUACAAAACCUGGUGUACUUGGACCUCUCCUCCAAUAAGAUCAGGAGCUUGCCCGCCGAGCUAGGCAACAUGGUAUCUCUCAGGGAACUGCUUUUAAAUAACAACCAGUUGCGAGUCCUGCCUUUUGAGCUUGGAAAAUUGUUUCAGUUACAAACCUUGGGGUUAAAAGGAAACCCACUUGCACAAGACAUCAUGAACCUCUACCUGGAACCCGAUGGGACACGCCGGCUCCUGAACUACCUGCUGGACAAUCUUGCAGGCACCAAACGCGUCUCCUCAGAACAGACCCCUCCUCGCUCGUGGGUACAUCUUAAGGAACCGGACAGGACACGACCGACAGCCUUGUUCUCUGUGAUGUGCUACAACGUACUGUGUGAUAAGUACGCCACACGUCAGCUCUAUGGUUACUGCCCUUCCUGGGCCCUCAACUGGGAGUACAGGAAAAAGUCCAUCAUGCAGGAGAUCCUCAGUUGCAGUGCAGAUAUCAUCAGCCUACAGGAAGUGGAGACGGAGCAGUACUACAACUUUUUCCUGGUGGAGCUCAAGGAGCACGGGUACGAGGGUUUCUUCAGCCCCAAGUCUCGUGCCAGGACCAUGUCGGAGUCUGACCGCAAACACGUAGACGGUUGUGCCAUCUUCUAUAAGACCGACAAGUUCAGCCUUGUGCAGAAACACACAGUGGAGUUUAAUCAGCUGGCCAUGGCUAACUCCGAGGGCUCAGAGGUCAUGUUGAACAGGGUGAUGACCAAGGACAACAUUGGUGUCGCUGUGCUCCUGGAGCUACGCAAAGAGAUGAUUGAGCAAUCUGCAGGGAAGCACUUGCCUAGUAUGGAGAAGCAGCUACUGUUGAUGGCUAACGCUCACAUGCACUGGGACCCGGAGUACUCGGACGUAAAGCUCGUCCAGACCAUGAUGUUCCUGUCAGAAGUGAAGAACAUUGUGGACAAGGCCACGCGCAGCCUCAAGCUCUCUUCUGUGUCUGGGGAGACCAACGCCAUCCCUCUUGUCUUGUGUGCUGACCUCAACUCACUGCCUGAUUCAGGUGUGGUGGAGUACCUGAGCACAGGCGGUGUGGACGGCACCCAUAAAGACUUCAAGGAGCUGCGCUACAUCGACUGCCUGACCAACUUUAACUGUAACGGCAAGAACGGCACAUCCAGCAGCAGGAUCACACACGGCUUCAAGCUAAAGAGUGCCUACGAGAACGGCCUGAUGCCUUAUACCAACUACACCUUCGACUUCAAGGGUGUGAUUGACUACAUCUUUUACUCUCAGCCUCUGCUGAACGUGCUGGGAGUGCUCGGCCCACUGGACCCCCAUUGGCUCCACGAGAACAAUGUCACUGGCUGCCCGCACCCCAGCAUCCCCUCCGACCACUUCUCCCUGUUUGCACAACUUGAGCUGCUCCUGCCCUUCUCGUCUUUGGUCAACGGUCUCCACGUGCCUGGCUGCAGGUAGUUCUCAGAGCUCCUUCGGCGGCUCCCGGCCCUGCCUCGCACCUGACCCUCUGCAGGGAGAGAGCUAGAGGUGAUGGAAAGAGGCAAAAGCCUGUUGUGUACAAAUCUCAGUCCAGUAAAGGAGGAGUUGGGGUAUGGCUAAACUUUUAUUACUGAUGGAUUUUAACUGACGCAGACGUUUGUCAGUCUUAUCUGUACCACCCCCCCUCUUUUUUUUUAUUUUUUAUUUGGUUCUCUAUUUCUGGGCACAAGUUAAAUAUCUACUUUUUCACACUGUAUCCCAAACCCAUAUGGUUCUGAUUAUACCUUGUAUAUUUUACCUGAAGACGAUGAUCAAUGCUUAUAUAUAAAUAUAUAUCUAUAUAAAUAUGGCAAUACCUUUUCCAGAUACAGGCAGGGAGUCCAGACCAAGCAGGUUCAUCAGAUUUUCUAUUUUGGUCCAUGCCAAUUUUUUUGUCUGAGGCCAGUUCUGAGUGAGCAGCUAAAUUUAAUAGGAAUCGUUGAUCACACCACACCAGCUUUAGUGCAACGAUCAUUUAGUCCAUUCUACCAUAAAUGCCCUUUUUUUCUUUUUUUUUUAUAUAAAGCUAAAGGGCUUUUUAAAUGUGUGCAGAGAACGAGAGCAAGUCAUUCUCUCGCUUCUGCAUCCACCACGGUGCUGAGGCAUCUCCUAGUGCAGCAGUGUGAACUGUGUAUUUAAUUCCUCAGCCUCAGAGACUCCACAGGCCACCAGACUGCGUCCAUCUUGGUGCAUUCAGUUUAAUAUCGAGCUGCGCGAAGUCAGCCAUGCCCACUGUUUUUUUUUUUUAAAUCCUAUUUAAAGUGAGGAAUUUCGAAGCCCUAGGCCUUGACGUGUACAUCAGCAUCCGAGAGAUUAGCAGGAGAAAGGAGACACGCUGUGUUUUGGCAUGUAUGAGAUGAAUUUAGGAUGCAGUCAUUAACGAAGCAGCUUAGACUACCAACACUCACUCUGAGUAGUGCGUUGCUUCACCUAAAAACUGACCGUGUUUUUUUUUCCUCUUCUCCCCCCCCCCCCCCCCACAUGAUUGUAUUGGAACCACAAAGUCCUAACCUUUUAUUAUACAUACAACAGUUUCAAACACACAAGAUAAAGAUGAAUGUAUUGUAUAAAAAAAAUUCAACAUUUUUUUUGUGUUCUGUAUUGAGCAAGAAACCAAUUUCCAUCUUUUUUUUUUGCUGUGUACAUUUGCACUUGUCUAGGUUUGUUUCUUGUCUUUUAAACACCCCCCCUCUCUCCAUUUAUUUAUUUUUUUUCCCCGAGCUUCGAUGCAGCAUUGUGCCUCACUGCUUCCUUCCUGCAAGCGCACUGCCACUUCUCUCCUGGACCGUCUUGAGCAUUUCCAGUACUAUUUUUUUUUCUCCCCGUAAAUUAUAGCUGUUGUCUUUCACCGAUUGGCUCUUUGCAUGCUCUCCCAUCUCGACCGUUUCCUCAAAUUUAUUGUGCAAAGUCUGUAGACUUAAUCCCCUAUUCACAAUGUACUGCCACUUCCUCCUGCUCAACUCAGGCAAAUUUUCUAAUUUUUUUCACCCCCAGCUCUUGUGUCCAGUUCGAUCUUGAACUUCUUUCACUACUGUUGGACCACGGCUGUCUGCUCUCUCGUGUUGUGCCAUCUUAUGCGUUUUGCUGCAAAGCCAAGUGUAAAGCUCUUCUUCAGCUACUACUGUAAAACGAAUAGGGCAGCGACGCCGUCCACGCCGCGUCUCUCUCGGACAGAGCUACGUGUACGUAGCGUCGUCCAGUCUUGUUGGCGGUUUCUAUUAGCCUUCGACCCAUGAUUAGAGAGUCACUGACGUGCUCACAAGGCCAAUCUUUCUUUUGUUUGGGGAUAAAUGUUUGUUCUUUCUUUAGUUUGUUGUUUUAAAAACAGAAUGGAUUGACAAGCACUUAUUGUGUAUCACUAGUGCAGCUAUCCCCCCCCCCCUUUUUUACGAUAAAAUACUUUUGCCCAUGAGGCAGAAGUCAGUUUUAAUGACUUUUACUGAGCAGUGAAUAAGGCAUUACAAGACGGACCACCCGUCUCACUGCCAGUGUCUGUUUUAAUUUCUUCUCUCUGUCUUUUUCACCCCUCCUUCUUUGGGUUGUCUUUUUAAUCAAAAGCAACUUGUCUGGAUAUUAUGUUGGAUUUGUUGGUGUUGUAGCUAAAGAGUUUUUCUUUUUCUUUUUUUUUUUUUGUAAAGUGUGAAUAAAUUAUGUAUCACGUUUCCUUUCUUCGACAUGAAUUGUGUUGUAUGUAUCAUGAUAUUAAUUUUUUAUUUUUAUGAUUAUUUUUUUUUUGGUCGUUCUUUAUUUUUCCAUUUUGCUCAUGUUUUGCUUUUUUUUUGUAAUACUCAAAACCAAAUUUUUGUAAAGAUGUUGGCACACUGAAUUCUAGAUUUGUAUGGUUGCUAACUUUCACAUCAAGAUACUUUUAAAGAAAAAAAAAUACUUCAGUGAAAUCUAGAGAGAAGUAACACAGAAAUAAAGAGCUGUCAUUUGUCACCAAACGUGAUUUUCUUUAAAGCUUUAUGUGGCAUUUUACUUGGUCUGGAGCGCACAUAUUCGAUUAAUUUUGGGGAAGAGAAGAUGCAGCACUUCCCUUGUUUUUUGUAAUUUUUCCUGUUUUCUUUGUCGUUGGUAGUUUCACAAGUUCUCAUCAGAGGAACCGUGUAAAGCGUUAGCAUGUAUGAGGCAGUGCAGACAUGUAUGGCCUCCUGUAUUGAGACACACACACACACACACGAGCGGACACACACUCCUGGUUUUCCCUCCUUGUGCUUGUACUUUUCUUCAGCUCGUGAAAAGCCAGUCACUUCUGAUACAUCUGCAUGAAAGUUGCCAUCAUUGCUGUUUGAGGAUCUUUUUUUUUUCUCCCCCACUUCGUGAACAAUCUGACUCCGCAUCACGCUAUCAAGUCUCCUUACACAAACCCUGGCAAUAAAAUUUCCUAGUGCAUUUUUUUUCUCCCCAAACACUUUCAGAUCACCUUGUCAGAAAUGUCUGGCUUUAUCGUCCUUUUUUUUGUUUUUACUGUUCUGUCUUUUCCCUCCUUUCUUCCUUGCUCUCGUCAGUAGGGUUAGUCAUGCAAUGGUAAGGAUCGUUAUUAAGCUGGAAGUCAAUAAGUAUUUAGGAAAUGUCACUAUGAUGCACUGGACCAACUCUUGUUUACCAUUUAUGGAAUACCAGCAAAACACUUGCACAAUGUUUUAAAAAGAAUGUUAAAUAUAUAAAUAUAUAUGAAGAAAUAUAGAUAUGAAAAAAAAAAUUAAAAUAAUGGCAGCUGUUUUUAUUCUAAUAUUAGGAAGUGUUUAAAAAAAAACAAACAACCCUAAUGGUAAACAAGGUGUUUUGGGUUUUUUUUUUAGUUUUAUUUUUUUUUUUCCCUCUUCCCGUUCUCUUGUUUUUCCUCUUCUGAGUAGUGGUGUGUUUAUAACAGGGUCAGUUUGUUUCCUCUACACCUCUGUAUAUUUUCCUACCCAUGGUCAAAUAAAUUCUACAUCUGUUUCAAA
Molecule: messenger RNA, 5323 nt
Organism: Tachysurus fulvidraco (yellow catfish)
Lineage: Eukaryota; Metazoa; Chordata; Actinopteri; Siluriformes; Bagridae
Gene: cnot6a
Product: CCR4-NOT transcription complex, subunit 6a
Exons: 12
Coding region: 144-1817 (557 amino acids)
Biological process (GO): nuclear-transcribed mRNA poly(A) tail shortening
Cellular component (GO): CCR4-NOT complex; nucleus; cytoplasm
Molecular function (GO): poly(A)-specific ribonuclease activity; protein binding
Source: RefSeq, a predicted model, not a curated record